Molecule: messenger RNA, 1653 nt
Organism: Neospora caninum
Lineage: Eukaryota; Apicomplexa; Conoidasida; Eucoccidiorida; Sarcocystidae
Product: putative protein phosphatase 2C
Exons: 8
Coding region: 1-1653 (550 amino acids)
Biological process (GO): protein dephosphorylation
Molecular function (GO): protein serine/threonine phosphatase activity
Source: RefSeq, a predicted model, not a curated record
AUGGCGCAUCGCACCUCUCUCCACCUGUGCGUCCUCCUCGUCGCCUCUCUGGCCCUCGCCGGCGAGUUCUGGGCAGGCUCUGCGCCGUUUGCGACCCAGCCUGGCCUCGCAGCAAACGCAGGAUCUGGAGCUGAGUUGCCCACUUCCAUCGACAUUGACGAUGACGCCGAGGGAAGUUCGGAGGUGCGUCUCCCUGCGGCCGCCUCGGGCUCCGAGGCGGAGUCUCCUGUCUCCGAUGGGGGCCCCGGCGACGAGGUGUCGGCCCCCGACCUCGACGAGUCGAGCACGCAGGCAGACGAAGACAGCGGGGCGCUCACGCCGCCCUUGUCACAAGUGUCUCUCAGCCCGAUAGACGCUCUGAAGAGUCUCUUCCUCUUGGGCGACGCUGAGGAGACAGGCGCCAUCGGGUCCGAGUCCGGCAGCGCCUCUGCCAAGACCUCAGCGGUGAACCACGUGAACCGCCUGCUGCAGAUGCUCAGAGAGUCGAGCGACGACGAAGAAGAACGGCUCUUCCUCGUUGAUCGGAGAGAAAAGAAAUUCGUCACCGUGAAGGAGUGGUACGCGUCCACCGUCGCAGCGACUAUGCUCGGGAGACGCCCAACAGAUGAGGACGCGAUCCUUGUCACCGCGCCGUCGGCCACCCUCCCAGACGUCCGUAUGAAGGCGAUUUUCGACGGGCACGCAGGCGAGGCGACUUCGCAGUACUGUGCUCGGCACAUCGCUUCACACCUGGGCCAGCUGUCCGAGCUUUCGGCCGAGGAAAUUACGCGGGUGUGCCUCGAGCUCGACGCGGAAAUCAUUCAAUCGUCGGGGUCGACCCAUGUCGCGGGAUCCACAGGCAUCAUUGUACUGAUUGAGCGCGUGAACACUCCCCGGGUGGAGAAAGUUGUGGGAAGAGAACUCGUGCCUCAAGGCGAAGAGGGCGACUUUGUGCCUCUCGAGAAGUUGAUUCAAGAGGAAGACGACGCAGACCACCCAGAGCUCGCCGGCCGCUACCCAAAGGUCCCCGAGAUGAAAGACGUUACCAUCCCAGGCGGAUCCUUCAUCGUCACGGUCGCCAACAUAGGUGACUCCAGAGCUAUGUUGAUUGAUAGCGACGGCGGGUUCACGCGGUUGUCGAAGGACCACAAACCGAACCAUCCCAUCGAGACAGCUCGCAUUGAGAAGGCCGGCGGCUUUGUCCAGGAUUUCGACGUUCCGCGGGUAGAUGGGAUUCUCGCGCUCUCCAGAGCCUUCGGAGAUUCCGAUUUUAAAUUGAACCUCAAUUUGUCUGCGGAAGAACAGAAGGUCAUCGCGGUCCCAGAGGUCCGGAAAUUCUACGCGAAGCCAGGAGAUCUUCUGUUGCUGGCAUGCGAUGGUUUGUUCGAGCCGAACGGCAUGGACUGGUUGUAUGUUCGGGACUUGACACUUACGGAGCUAGAGAAGGCAAACGGCCGCCUGGAAGACGUUGUAGCGCGCUUGAUGGAUUACGCGUACGACAUGGGCUCCCAGGAUAACAUCAGCGUCAUGAUCACUUCUUUCCACAAACGCAAAGUGGAACAGCCUACUGCUGUCCACAAGGUUGUCUCAGGCGCCGGUGAAGUGGUGUCCGAGAGACAUCGACCGGGUGACGACGACGAGGCUGUCGAGGGCGACAUGGUGUCGCUGUUCUAG